Molecule: messenger RNA, 3210 nt
Organism: Akanthomyces muscarius
Lineage: Eukaryota; Fungi; Ascomycota; Sordariomycetes; Hypocreales; Cordycipitaceae
Exons: 2
Coding region: 1-3210 (1069 amino acids)
Biological process (GO): phospholipid transport
Cellular component (GO): endoplasmic reticulum; ERMES complex
Molecular function (GO): lipid binding
Source: RefSeq, a predicted model, not a curated record
AUGGGUCCCUGGACGGCCCUGCUGGUGGCGUACCUCUUCGGAGGCGUCACCUUUGUCCCGCUGCUCUUCGGCCUCAUCCUGCUGCACGCGCACUACACACUUCCCUAUCGGCAGGACAUGGACGGCGUUCCGGACGGGCAUCCGGACAGCCUAGUGCAGGACGGCGACGACACGGCCGCGCUCAACGCUCGGCGGGCCAAGGAGCGGGGUGGCGACGACGACGGGCGGAGCAGGCGGAAAAAGGACAGCGAUGCGGCGGUGCACGAGCUGGAUGUCGCGGCGGGCUACUUUGCCGUCUGCAGAGAGUACACGCCCAUGGGUAUCAACGCGAAGCCCAUUGAGAGGGCGACGCCGGUCGGCACGGCCACGGUCGCGCCGCCGAGCCCCAGCGUGUACCAGACCAUGUACCGAAGCAUCUUUGACAGGAAGCCGGUGCCCGGACCGAUCGAGAAUAACAGCAUGAGCCACAGGCCGAAAAAGGCGGGCAACGUAUUUUACGUGGUUUUACGACACGGCCACAUUAUGCUCUUUGACGACGAAGAACAGCUCGAGGUCCGACACGUCAUCAGCCUCGCCCACUAUGACAUAAGCAUAUAUUCCGGCGGCGACGAGACCCCCGAGGGCGAGCUGUUUAUAAAGCGCAACGCCCUAUGCCUGACCCGCCGCGACGCCCUCGCCGACGACGGAGGGCCCGUCGCGAAGCCCUUUUACCUCUUCUCCGAAAACUGCUCCGCAAAGGAGGACUUUUACUUUGCGCUGCUCAAGAACCAGGAACAGACCUUUCCCGGGCUCGACGGUUGCCCGCCCAAGCCCAAGCAUUUUGAUAUCAAGGACAUCAUCACGCUGGUGCAGCGGCUGCACUCGUCCGAGGAGAACAUCCACUCGCGCUGGAUCAACGCCAUGCUCGGCCGCAUCUUUCUCAGCGUGUACCGGACCAAGGACCUGGAGAACUUUAUCGCGAGUAAGAUCACCAAGAAGAUCACGCGCGUCAAGACCCCCUCCUACCUGACCAACAUUGCCAUUCGCAAGAUUGACACGGGCGAGGCGGCGCCCUUCUUCCACAACUUGAAGCUCAAGGAAUUCACCGUCGACGGCGAGUGCGUCGUGGAGACCGACAUGCGCUACUCGGGAAAUUUUCGCCUCGAAAUGUCCGCCACCGCCAAAAUUGACCUCGGCGCGCGCAUCAAGGCCCGCGAGGUCAACCUCGUGCUCGCCCUCGUGCUGAAGCGCAUCGAGGGCCACAUGCUUUUCAAGAUCAAGGCCCCGCCCAGCAACCGAAUGUGGCUGUCCUUCCAGGCCAUGCCCAAGAUGGAGCUCGCCAUCGAGCCCAUCGUCAGCGCCCGCCAGAUCACCUACACCGUCAUCCUGCGCCAGAUCGAGAACCGCAUCAAGGAGGUCUUUGCCGAGACGCUCGUGCAGCCCUUCUGGGACGACGUGCCUUUCUUCAGGACCGAGCACAAGGAGUGGCGCGGCGGCAUCUUUGAGGGCGACGAUGCGCUGCCCGGCGACGAGGCGACGCCAGCACCGGCCGUGCCGAUCCCCGACGUCGACGGCCCGGUGGAGACGGUCGUGGCAGCCCCGGAAGAUCCUCAGCAAGCGGCUGCGAUCAGCAUGGAGCUGCCGGCAUCACCGCGACCGGGCAUGGAAAAGACCCAGACGAUGCCGCCACUGGAAACCCAGGCGCCUGCGACUGGUCUCUUUGGGCGCAGGCUCGGGGGGAACAAGCUCGGCGCAAACUCGCCAGCUGCGGCCUCGGCGGUGAGUCUCGACUCCAAGGGCUCGGCUGCCACGACGUCAAGAUCGCCCAACAUCAUUAAGCAUGCUAGUGUCGAGCCGGUGGUCGGGACUGAGGCGGCUCACGCCGACUGGUUCAAGCCCUCGACCUCGCCGCCCGAUCACGCCACGAGCUUGAUUGCCGCGCUGCACUCCAAGGCUCAGCAAGAUGCGUCACCCGUCGAUACGCCCAUUGGAUCGCCUACCAAGCAUGCACGCGUCAAGUCGAGCGACACCUCAUCCAUCUCCUCCAAGGAAGAAUCUCUGGACGCCACAACGGCGGCGGCGGCGAGCGAGCACAGCGACGGCACGACCCCGUCUACGCGACGUAACACAGUCUCGUCGCAUGGGUCCUACGAACAGCCGCACUCACCCAACGGCGCAAGCGCGGCGGGCUCCCUCGGACGCAAGUUCUUCAUGAAGCGCGAAAACUCUAACGCCUCCCUCUCCACCACUGCCUCGACGAGCACCGGCGAAGGCGCCCACGGCCCAAAGCGCAACAACACGCUGGCGGCCAUGACCAAUGCCGCCAACCAGGCCCGCCAAUGGGGCUGGAACGCCAUCCAGCGCCAAAAGGAUGCGCGCCGCAACAGCGAGGCCUCGAGCCACGUCGAUCUGAGCCAGCCAAUGGGGCGCGGACAGCCGCUUCCGCCGCCGGGCAUGCCCCUCCCCGGGCCUACCAACGGCAAGACCAAGAUUGCGCCGAUUGCGGUGCCGAAGCGCAAGCCAGUGCCACCAGCGUCGGUCCCCGAACAUCCAUCUGAGGAGGGCAGCUCGUCACCCGAAAAGGACAAGGAGCUGGAAAGACCAAAGACAGGCCAGUCUCUGAAGAAUGAGGAAAAAGAAAAGGAACUGAGACCACCGCCGCUGCCGCAGCGACGACGCCGCGGUGCGAGCCAACAGGCGAUGAUUCAGGAGGAGGAGGAAGGAGGAGUGGGCACGGAGGAGGAGAACGUCCUCGUCAUAAGCGCCCCGGAUGAUUCUGAGCCGCCGACCCCUCUAGAGGACGACGAUGAUGACGACGCCGGCGUGAAGCUCUUUACAUCGGACAGCCAGACCAAGGCAGAAGGUAUACCUAGAAAGCCGGUGCCGGUGCCCAUUACCGUCGUCAAUGACGUCGAUGCGGAACAGGACAAGACGCCCGUCGGCCACCGCACGCCGAGCGUGGAUGAUGCGCCGCCGCCGGACAAGGAGAUUGAAAUCAAACACAACCUCACUGGCGCGACUACUACCCUCGACACGGGUGAUGCUAUAGAGGACCUGCAGAAUCACGGCAAACCUAUCGUAGCGAUGCCGCUGUCUACGACGCCCCCGGAAGAGAGUGUUGCGGACGAUGAUGGUUUCGCAGGGUGGAUGGACGAGCAGCCCGACGAAGGCCCUGCGGCGCCGACCCGUCCAGAGGAUGUGCUGCCUCCGCCGGUGACGAGCCUCGUGUGA